AUGCCUGGGAAGAGGGGCUGGGGCUGGUGGUGGGCCCAGCUGCCCCUUUGCCUGCUCCUCAGCCUUUCUGGGCCCUGGGUGCCCUCCUCCCUGGGGAAGCCCAAAGGCCACCCUCACAUGAAUUCCAUCCGCAUAGACGGGGACAUCACUCUGGGAGGCCUGUUCCCAGUGCACGGUCGGGGCUCGGAGGGCAAGGCCUGUGGAGAACUCAAGAAGGAGAAGGGCAUCCACCGGCUGGAGGCCAUGCUGUUUGCUCUGGACCGCAUCAACAAUGACCCGGACCUGCUGCCCAACAUCACGCUGGGCGCCCGCAUUCUGGACACCUGCUCCAGGGACACCCAUGCCCUGGAGCAGUCGCUGACCUUUGUGCAGGCGCUCAUCGAGAAGGAUGGCACAGAGGUCCGCUGUGGCAGUGGUGGCCCGCCCAUCAUCACCAAACCUGAGCGCGUGGUGGGCGUCAUUGGUGCUUCCGGGAGUUCCGUCUCCAUCAUGGUGGCCAACAUCCUUCGCCUCUUCAAGAUCCCCCAGAUCAGCUACGCCUCCACAGCUCCCGACCUGAGUGACAACAGCCGCUAUGACUUCUUCUCCCGCGUGGUCCCCUCGGACACGUACCAGGCCCAGGCCAUGGUGGACAUCGUGCGCGCCCUCAAGUGGAACUACGUGUCCACGCUGGCCUCGGAGGGCAGCUACGGCGAGAGCGGCGUGGAGGCCUUCAUGCAGAAGUCCCGAGAGGACGGGGGCGUGUGCAUCGCCCAGUCCGUCAAGAUACCUCGGGAGCCCAAGCCUGGGGAGUUCGACAAGAUCAUCCGGCGGCUCCUGGAGACAUCGAACGCCAGGGCGGUCAUCAUCUUCGCCAACGAGGAUGACAUCAGGCGUGUGCUGGAGGCGGCACGGAAGGCCAACCAGACUGGCCACUUCUUCUGGAUGGGCUCAGACAGCUGGGGCUCCAAGAUCGCCCCUGUGCUGCACCUGGAGGAGGUGGCCGAGGGUGCCGUCACCAUCCUCCCCAAGAGGAUGUCCGUGCGAGGCUUCGACCGCUACUUCUCCAGCCGCACGCUGGACAACAACCGGCGCAACAUAUGGUUUGCCGAGUUCUGGGAGGACAACUUCCACUGCAAGCUCAGCCGCCAUGCGCUCAAGAAGGGUAGCCACGUCAAGAAGUGCACCAACCGGGAGCGCAUCGGGCAGGACUCGGCGUAUGAGCAGGAGGGGAAGGUGCAGUUUGUGAUCGACGCUGUGUACGCCAUGGGCCAUGCGCUGCACGCCAUGCACCGGGACCUGUGUCCGGGCCGCGUGGGGCUCUGCCCGCGCAUGGACCCUGUGGACGGCACCCAGCUGCUCAAGUACAUCCGCAAUGUCAAUUUCUCAGGCAUUGCGGGGAACCCUGUGACUUUCAAUGAGAAUGGAGAUGCACCUGGGCGCUAUGACAUCUACCAGUACCAGCUGCGUAACGGCUCUGCCGAGUACAAGGUCAUCGGCUCUUGGACGGACCACCUGCACCUCCGGAUAGAGCGGAUGCUCUGGCCGGGGAGUGGCCAGCAGCUGCCCCGCUCGGUCUGCAGCCUGCCCUGCCAGCCAGGCGAGCGGAAGAAGACGGUGAAGGGCAUGCCCUGCUGCUGGCACUGCGAGCCCUGCACGGGGUACCAGUACCAGGCGGACCGCUACACCUGCAAGACCUGUCCCUAUGACAUGCGGCCCACGGAGAACCGCACGGGCUGCCGGCCCAUCCCCAUCAUCAAGCUUGAGUGGGGCUCGCCCUGGGCCGUGCUGCCCCUCUCCCUGGCCGUGGCAGGCAUCGCAGCCACGCUGUUCGUGGUGGUCACCUUCGUGCGCUACAACGACACGCCCAUCGUCAAGGCCUCGGGCCGCGAGCUGAGCUACGUGCUGCUGGCGGGCAUCUUCCUGUGUUACGCCACCACCUUCCUCAUGGUCGCUGAGCCCGACCUGGGCACCUGCUCUCUGCGCCGGGUCUUCCUGGGGCUCGGCAUGAGCGUCAGCUACGCGGCCCUGCUCACCAAGACCAACCGCAUCUACCGCAUCUUCGAGCAAGGCAAGCGGUCGGUCAGCGCCCCGCGCUUCAUCAGCCCCGCCUCGCAGCUGGCCAUCACCUUCAGCCUCAUCUCCCUGCAGCUGCUGGGCAUCUGUGUGUGGUUCGUGGUGGACCCGUCCCACUCGGUGGUGGACUUCCAGGACCAGCGGACACUGGACCCCCGCUUUGCCCGGGGGGUGCUCAAGUGCGACAUCUCAGACCUGUCGCUCAUCUGCCUGCUGGGCUACAGCAUGCUGCUGAUGGUCACGUGCACCGUGUACGCCAUCAAGACGCGCGGCGUGCCCGAGACCUUCAACGAGGCCAAGCCCAUCGGUUUCACCAUGUACACCACCUGCAUCGUCUGGCUCGCCUUCAUCCCCAUCUUCUUCGGCACCUCGCAGUCGGCUGACAAGCUGUACAUCCAGACAACGACGCUGACGGUCUCGGUGAGUCUGAGCGCCUCGGUGUCCCUGGGGAUGCUCUACAUGCCCAAGGUCUACAUCAUCCUCUUCCACCCGGAGCAGAACGUGCCCAAGCGCAAGCGCAGUCUCAAAGCCGUCGUCACCGCCGCCACCAUGUCUAACAAGUUCACGCAGAAAGGCAGCUUCCGGCCCAACGGCGAGGCCAAGUCGGAGCUCUGCGAGAACCUGGAAGCCCCGGCGCUGGUCACCAAACAGACCUACGUCACCUACACCAACCAUGCCAUCUAG
Molecule: messenger RNA, 2739 nt
Organism: Budorcas taxicolor (takin)
Lineage: Eukaryota; Metazoa; Chordata; Mammalia; Artiodactyla; Bovidae
Gene: GRM4
Product: glutamate metabotropic receptor 4
Exons: 10
Coding region: 1-2739 (912 amino acids)
Biological process (GO): G protein-coupled glutamate receptor signaling pathway; regulation of synaptic transmission, glutamatergic
Cellular component (GO): membrane
Molecular function (GO): adenylate cyclase inhibiting G protein-coupled glutamate receptor activity
Source: RefSeq, a predicted model, not a curated record